Molecule: messenger RNA, 459 nt
Organism: Funneliformis geosporum
Lineage: Eukaryota; Fungi; Glomeromycota; Glomeromycetes; Glomerales; Glomeraceae
Source: the annotation of a GenBank genome assembly
AUGAACCGAUUUUGGAACUCUCGUCUUUCGUUCUUUGCUUCGCGCGAAAUACAAAUACUUUUAAAUUCUCGUAGUUAUGCUACUUCUACGGAAUCUAGUUCUCAUCGAUUUCCUAAGGAAGGAUUUGGGGCUCCCAUUUGGAGAAGAACAAUAGGCGUCUUUAUACUAGGAUUUGCAUGGUAUCAGGCCGAUCGUUACUUUGUGAAAGAUGGCGAGAAACAUCCAGUAACAAAAUGGAUUGAAAAUUUGAUGAUACCAGAAUCAGAGUAUAAGAGACGUAAUUUAGAGCAUCUCUAUCUGUCAGCUGAAGCUUCUAAGGAUAAGAUUCUUUUCGGUGAGGCUGAAUGGCCUCCAAUUUAUCGACUUAGAUAUCCAGAACAAUUUGAGAAGGCUAGUUCGCAUUGUAUUGAACCUGGAACAGAAAUAGAUUUGUCGGAUUUAGUAGUUAGACAAGAUUAA